UCGUAUUUAGUAUAGGAUUCUACGUCUUGUUCAUCAGAUCGACGGCUUGAUUCGGCUUGCGGCAACUGAAUACAUCAGAAACCGUAAUUAAAAAAUUAUUGCUGGUGUUUAGUCAUCCGAAUUCCAAGUAACUAAGUUACUCGUAAUAGCUUGUAAUCUCGAAAGUCGUUCCCAAAAGCGAUACUAAAACGAUGUCGUGGUACUAUACUCCCAAACCAACCGUACUCCCGGCGGAGGGAUUCGACGCCUCGGCGGAUGCGAAUGCGCUAAGGGCUGCGAUGAAAGGUAUGGGAACCGAUGAACAGGCCAUCAUCGAAAUUUUAUGCGCCCGAAGCAAUGCCCAGCGGAUGCAAAUUAUCGACACGUAUAGUGGUGAGCUGGGACGGGACCUGAUCGAAGACCUCAAGUCCGAACUGGGCGGAAAGUGUGAAGAUGUCAUCGUCGCUCUGAUGUUGCCACCGGAAAAAUACCUCUGCAAGCAACUGCACAAGGCCAUGGAUGGUAUCGGUACGAACGAGGCUACCCUGAUCGAGAUCCUUGCUCCGCAAACCAACGAAGAAGUGAAGAAGUUGGUUGAUUGCUACGAGGAAAUGUACAACCGGCCACUGGCCGAACAUUUGUGCAGCGAGACGGACGGUAGCUUCCGACGGUUGCUCACUAUGAUCAUUGUGGGUGCGAGAGAUCCCCAAGGAACGGUCGAUGCGGAUCUUGCUGUCGAACAAGCCAACCAGCUGUACAAUGCAGGCGAAGGAAAACUGGGCACCGACGAGGAAGUGUUCUACAAGAUCUUGGCCCACGCCAGCUUCGAUCAGCUGGAGAUAGUAUUCGAGGAGUACAAGAAAUUAUCCGGCCGCACGAUCGAGCAGGCCAUGAAGGACGAACUCAGUGGCGAACUUUACGAUGCGUUGAGUGCUAUCGUCGAAUGUGUUCAAAUGGCGCCGCAUUUCUUUGCCAAGCGCUUGCACAAGGCAAUGGACGGCGCUGGAACGGACGAUGCCAGCAUGAUACGGAUCAUCGUCUCUCGCUCGGAGAUCGAUCUUCAAAAUGUAAAGGACGAGUACGAGCAGAUGUACAACAAAACGCUGCUGAGCGCUGUUCGGGGCGAAUGUUCCGGUGAUUAUAAACGUGCACUCUGUGCUCUCAUCGGCGAGGCUUAAACCGAAGAAUACAUAUGUUGCUGAAGAAAAUACUAUAUACCGAAAACUAAAAUACUGAGUGUUAAAUUCAAUAUCUAUAUAUGUCAUACAUAAGUGUUGCAGCUCCGAAAAUAGGCAUUUAAUUGUAAAUUCAUGAAUUAGGUUAUACCUGGUUAUACUAGUAAUACUAUUAGUCACACGAUUUUGUUUAAUUUAUCUAAGUUUAUAGUACUUCCAACAAUCCGAUUGGAGACAAUAGAAUCAACAAUAUGAAUCUCAAAGGAGCUUUAUUUUAGCAUCCAUUCCACAACCGAUAUUUUCAGCCUUGCAGUUCGGCAAGAUAUAUUUAUAUUGUAAUUGGAAGUGCGAUUAGCUAAAAGCAGAAGGCCUUAAUAACAGACGAAUUUUAAAUUGCAAUAGAUACUAAAGUACCGCACAGUUUUACCGAAUGUUAUGCAUCAGAUGAAAAAUAAAAAACAAGCAAAGGCUUUGUUUCUAGGCUA
Messenger RNA from Topomyia yanbarensis, 1639 nucleotides. Its product is annotated as annexin B10-like. NCBI's taxonomy places the organism in Eukaryota, Metazoa, Arthropoda, Insecta, Diptera, Culicidae. Bases 192 to 1157 code for a protein of 321 amino acids. The record is from RefSeq and is a predicted model, not a curated record. Gene Ontology annotation, cellular component: cytoplasm. Gene Ontology annotation, molecular function: calcium-dependent phospholipid binding; calcium ion binding. The transcript has 4 exons.